UACACACCUUUUUCCAUGGAGUAAUUAAGGCCUGCCUCAGAGUGAGAGAGCACUCCCUGCCCAGCUGUGCAAGGGAAAGCUGACACCACAACCACCACCAGCAAGCAUGAAGCUAUUGGGGAUUGCCUAUUUCCUAGCUGUAUGCUGUAUUUGCACUUUGGGGGAACAUAAUACUACAGACAAUACCACCAAGGCAUCCUUUACCAUAUUAACAUCAAUAUCGGCUGUGAACACAUUCACUUCACAAGUGACAACACUGCAGUCACCAGCACUGAAAACAAUUGCAAGAGAAGCUACAAAUGAAUCUGUCACAACCAGCUCAACCCCUUCAACUAACACUACACAACAGACAACACAAGGUACAACAACACAACCACCAGUAAAAACUUCCCCCACAGUGGACGAUAAAACUAACAGCACAAUAAACACUACACAAGCAAAUGAAACACAAUCAGCACAAAAUGGGACUUUGGCUGCUUCAUCUACCAAGGGACCCUCCUUGCUUCCUACAACUGCUCAACAAAAAACAACUUUUGCUCCUGAAACCUCAAGCCUUCCUGUGAAGUCCACAGCAGGACCAAAAAGUUUUAGCAGUCCUGGAAGCAGCUCUGGAGAAGAGAAAAUGCCAGAGGAUACCAUCCAUUAUUCUAGUGUUAUCUUGCCAAUUGUGAUCACCUUGAUAGUAAUCACCCUUUCUGUCUUCUCUCUGGUGGCUUUGUACAGAAUGUGCCAGAAGAAAACACCAGAGAGACAAGAGAAUGGAACUGAACAGCCCCAAUCAGACAAAGAGGGCGUGAAACUUCUUUCUGUAAAGACAACUUCUGCUGAGACUGUUUUUGUAGAAGUGCGUGAUUUAUAUGAGGUUGGCUUCUCACUGCCCUCUGCUAAUCUAUAUGAGCUCACAACUCCUACUCCAACAGGAGAGGUGUCACAAGGCAGGACCACAGGAGAGCACUCAUCUCAGGGGAAGAAUAAAACUCGACAACGUGAUGAUUCUUCUUCACACAUCAACAAUAAAUAUAUGUGAAGCAGCCUGUUUUAUCACUGUGUGCAAGAACUUCCCAGCAAAGCUGCAGUUUCACAGGAAAUGUGGAGCAGCUGAAGCUUCUAACCAGACAGGACACUUGUGUUAAUGACCAGCUCUUAACUUCCAAAUCUUAAGUGCCUCCUGUUCUUCUGGAAUGAUAUGUGCUUUUUCGAUGGCAUAAUAACUGAUCUAUCUUAUGUAUUUAUUAUUUCCACAUAUAGUAAAAGCUGGAAAACUUUCAAGAAGGAUGAAAAUAAUGUAGAAAACAGGUGAAGUUUGGCUAGUAAUUAUUAAAAAUGUUUUCUACAUGUACAGGAGGUAAUACAUUAACAUACUUUCUUCAACUUUUUUUAGAUAGGGUUCUUUUAAUUGUAUGUAGCAAAAUGCAAACAGGGCCUGACCCUUGAAACAAUACUGGGCAAAUUGCCACUACAAUUAAUUCAGUGAUUUCCAUGAGACUCCUCACUAUAGCACACACUUUGCUUGUCGUAAAUGUUUACAGGAGGGGAUGCCUGGAUGAAAUGCUGAAGUGUGUGCUUUUUUUCUGUGAAGGGGAGGAAUAUAUCUUGCACUGAGUUUUUUUUCUAUAAAUUGCUGAUAUGGUCCUUGUAAUGUAGCAGGCAAUAUAGUUUAUUUUCACCUUUUCCUUGGCUAAUCCCUGCAUUAUGUGUGCUGUAUAUACAUAUAGUCUUCUCUAUAACCUGUGGUGCACAGUAGGGAUCAGUGGGAUAAACAGCUUUACAGACAAACUUUCUUCCCUGUGUUGAGAGUAAUGAUUGGGAUUCCUGUUGCAACUCUGGAAGUUUAAAGAAUGCUUCAAAUGAUAAUUACAGACUAUCUUAAUUUAUAUGGGGCUGGCACUUCAAAAAUAUUGAGUACAGCUUUUACCUGCAUGUAUCCUGCUUUUCUAGAAGUAUAAAUGUUUGAAAAUUAUAUUAACAGGGGCAUCUGCUCAGUCUCAGUCCACUGACUCUGGCAGUCUGUUGAGAAGCUCCAUUGAUUUAUUGGGAAAUGAAAAGGAGACAAUCAGUGGUGUAAAUAUGAGACCAAGAGUCAGGAAUUCCUGAACAAUAAUCUAAGUUUUUGCUACUGUGCUUUUGAGGAACCUCUCAUCGUCUCUUACCAGUUUCCCUCUCUUAACUAGUGAAACAUACCUAGCUGUCUGGUAAGAGAUUGAGCAGAUUUGUUAGUUCAUGUUUAUACACAGGAUUGUUCAUGUCUGUAUACUGGACCAUUUCCACUUUCAUGGGUUUAAUGCUCUGUCUUAGAGGCACCAAGAUAAACUUUUGAUGAAGCUCUGUGAAAGAUGGGGAACCAACAAUUGUGCUACAUGCUGCAGCUGCACUUUUAUGGUUCAUUCAAGUAUUCCUGGAUCACUUGCAUUGCUCAGGAACAGAGGAGUCUUUGACGCCUACUUUGGAAAGGUCAGGACAUCUAAAACACAUUAUUUAGCAUCUAUAUCUAUUCAGAUUCCUGAUUGCUGAAAUUCCCCAUGAAGAAAAACAAUCAUUGUGGAUUUUCAUGAUGAUUAAAUAUAUAUAUAUAUAUAUAUAUAUGUAUGUAUGUGUGUGUGUGUGUAUAUAUAUAUAUAUAUAUAUAUAUAAAAUAGAAUGUUGAAUCCUACUGAAAGAACAGUAGAAAGGAGCAGAGAAACAUUAUGAAAAUAAAUAUAUUUGUUUCUGUAAAGCUUGUUUGGAAACUACCAGUGUGUGUGUCAAGAAAAAUUAACUGCGUAUUAAAAGUUAUUCUUUCUAUUAA
Molecule: messenger RNA, 2785 nt
Organism: Rhea pennata
Lineage: Eukaryota; Metazoa; Chordata; Aves; Rheiformes; Rheidae
Gene: EMCN
Product: endomucin
Exons: 13
Coding region: 107-1027 (306 amino acids)
Source: RefSeq, a predicted model, not a curated record